AAAUCGUGUUUUUAGCUUGUAUCUUGUUUCGCAUUUAAAUUCUAUGACAGCUGCCUAUUGGCCUGUGUGCUUCGUUUGUGUCUGUUCGUGCGCGAAUCUCUGCGCGUCUGUGUAUGUGUGUGCAGUCUAGAUUUUAACCGUUACUCUGAAGAUGCAAAACGUAUAAAAUAAAACAACGCCAAAGUAAAGACAAGCAACAACAACAACUAAAAGUUCAAAGUAAACUGCAAAGAGAGAAGUGAGCAAGAGCGAGAAAGGGCCGACGGCUUUUUCUUUUGCGUCUUAUCAGCAAACAGCAGCAACAAUAAUAAGAAGAAGACGACGACAAAACAGAAAAUACAAUAGAUAAACGGCAAUUAUGGCAAAGGAUCCAGCAACAACGCGCAUACCACGUCUGGACGGCAUGAGCUCCCGCUUGCCAGCGCCCGGCAGCUUCGGCGGCACUAUGACCACCAGCCACAUACGCCCACCCGCAGUGUCGGCAGCUGGGAAUCUGAAAACCAAUACACAAAUAUUUCGUGCGCCCACUGUGAGCAAACAGCGCGCACGUCCUUUGAGCGCGUAUCAGCCCAAGACGACGCCGCUGACCGAGCUGGGCGAAAGCUUAAAGAAGAGCGCCUCGGGCGAGCGUUUGAACAAUGCAGUCAAUAUGCUAAGCAAACGCACUACAACAGUGUUGAAGAAAUAUUUGGGUCAAAGCAAACUGAUGUCGGCCAGUGCUGAGGCCAGCUGCUUGCCACAUACUCCAACAAUGUUGCAUAGAAAGCCAGAGCAGCCAAGUCAAAUGAGCAGCAGCACGCCCAUGAUGCCGCCGCUAAUGCGUUCCGAGACUUUUGUGUGCGAGGAGGAGGAGCAGCAUGAAGAGCAGCAGCCUGCAGAGAAUUUGAGCAAUACGCGUUUGUCCAACAUAGGAUUUGGACGCACGCAGGAUAUAGACAGCAGUAGCAUGACGGAUGUUACACCCAAGACACAAAAUAGCACGCGGAAUAUUGUGGGCAAUGCAACUCAAAAUAUUGAGUGCACACCAAAUCGCACGCGUCCGAUUGUUACCGAACAAAUGGAUUUAACCAAGAGCAUGGAUCAGCUGCCGCUGCUGGAACACAUGUCUAUACCCUCAGGCUUGGAUUUGCUGAGCGCCAAGCCGGAUGUGGAUGCAGACGUUGAUUUUGAUGCAACUUUGAUAGCGCUGGCGCCGGAUAAAACGCACAUGAAGUUGCCACUGAAUUCGACACUAAAUACAGAAAGAUUGCUGGACAUAACCGAACUGCAAUCGCCUGCUAGGCAUAUGCAGCUAAUGAAUUUAACGCGUGAGUUUCUGGAGCAGACGCCCUCACCUCGAUUCACAGCCUUGGCGCGUCGCUCAGCUGCGCAGCAUUCGCUGGUGUGUCUAACGCCCUUGACAGCAGCGCCUGGCACGCGCUUUCAGCAAACUCCAGUGCCAGUGCAUUUGCUCUCGCCGCUGCUUAAAGCUGCACGCAGCGAUUUGGUGCUGCCCACACGCACGCCGGAUGCAGAGCAACUGCCGCAGCUAAUGGACAGCACUUUGAUUGCGCCUUGCUCGCGACGCAGCUUUGGUCUGGAGCUCAACGAGUGCACGCUGGAUGCUUCAAUUGAUUUGGUGGACAGCUCGCUGUCUGCAUCGCAGCAGCAGCUGCAAGCGUUGCAGCAACAGCUGCUGAAAAAGCAGCACAGCUUUGAUUUGGACGAAAGUUUGGGCAUACUUACACCCGAUCAAAUGAAGGAGUUUCUAGAUUCGUCCUCACAGCUGCUGAACCACAAUAAUCAGCAGCUGCGUCAGUUGCAAGUGCAGCAGCAGCAACAGUUGCAGCUGCAGCAGCAACAGCUGCGCAUGGAGCAAACGCCUUCACCCGAGGAGUUGCCGCUGGAUCCCAUAGAGCCGCAGCUAAGCGCAGCGUUAACAAUGCCCGCAGCUCAAACCGCUGUAGCUACAACUGCUGGCAAUAGUUUCAUCACUAGCGUUACAAGCGUCACCAGCUUGGAUACAGGCUAUCAGGGCGACGGUGAAAUGUCACGUCCCGCUUCUCGUGGCGCUUGCGAUCAUUCGCCCAGCAAUGGACCACAGCUUGGACGCGUAAGUCGUCAGCCCAGUUUUCCACCAUUGCCAGCGGCGGCGCCCAUGCGACGUCAAGAUCCCAUGACAGAUUCGGAUUUCUUUACCGAAAGCGAUGCGGAUGAUGUGCUGCAGCGUGGCGAUCGACGCGCGCAGGUCAUCGAUGGGCAGCUGUAUGGACCAGCAAUGCAGGCAAGCGCUUCAGUGCCGCAGCUUGAAGAUUCUUGCAUGGAGUCCUCAGGCAUAUUUACGGAUGUUGAAAAUCGCUGCGAUGAGGAAAUGCGUUUGCCAGAACUCGACAUAGAUAUGGAGGAUAUGUCGCCAGAUGAUGCAACCACCACAAUGCGCAAAGCGCAGCAGCAAACGCAGCAGCAGCAGCAGCCACGACCGCUGUCUUCAUCUUCGGCUACGCUGACGACGCUUUCGAAUCGCACUUCGUACUGCAGCGUUGACGGCGGCAGCGCCAAAAGCUUUUGCGACGAAGCUUUCAACGCUAGCAGCAGCAGCAGCGAUCAGCAGCAGCAGCAACGAUCGUCGCUGCUUUCAGUACAACGUGUUAGCUCGCCGCGUACACACGCAUCGUUAACUUCGCUUUGUACUGUGGAAAAUUUGUGCACCAGCAGCAGUGCUAGCAAUUCACCCAAGUCUGCUAAAGCAACAACAACUAAAUCAGCCACAGCUAUAACAACAACAAAUCCCAAACCAUUGCGCAGUGUUAAAACGCCCAAUAAAUGGGAUGCGGUCAUGAAUAAAAUCGCCGUUAAUAAAACUAUAAUCAAAACCAACUAUAAUGAUGUAAAAUCCAAAGUGUCCAGCACGCGCCUUAUGACGGGCAGCGGCUCCUCCCCAACUGCUGCAUGCAGCGCUCAAGUUAGUCCGCGCAUUAGUCCGCGUCUUAGUCCCACUGUGCGUCGCUCGCCGCUCACUGCCACGCCUCACAAGCCGCGCAGCAGCAGCUCGUCAACAGCUUCGACUACAUCCGCAUCGCCUGCGCCAGCGUCAGCGUCAGCGCCAAUGCGGCAGCCACAGGAUAAAGGCUCAGUUGGCGCUGGCGCCAGCGUCUUUGCGCGUCUAACUAAAACAACAACAGCAACCACAACAGCAACAGCAUCUGCUAAGCGUUUGCCAGCAGCACAAAAUUUACGUGGUCGCUCUUACAGCAAGGACAGCCAAAAGAGCUCGCAUAGCGAUUUGAGUUCCUUGUGCAAUGGCAGCGGUUCGCCCAAGCUUUUGGCUAAAACUCCACUGCGAGCUGCCAAAAAGCGUGAUGUGCGUAAUUUGAGCAUAUCACCCACAGAUCUGGGACCGCCACCAAAGACACAACAAACCGCCAAGGGACAAUCCACACGCAACAAAUCCUUGACGCCAACGCCCACGGCAAUACAAAAACGCAUAAGUGUUAACCCAGCAACUACAGUAAACACUGCCAGCGGCAAUAACAACAAAAGCUCACCGAAGCUAGCGCAACGCAAGCAACAACAGCAACAACAAAUUGCUAAAAAUAAUAAUACAACAAUUAAAAAUGCUGCUCUACUUUUGGCUGUUGGCAUUGCUGAAGAAUCAUUGCGCUCGGGCGUGGAUGCCACAGAGCUGCAGGAGCUCAACAGCUUGGGCCAAUGCGAGGCGAAGCGUCGCAGCACAGAGCAGCAGCAGCCAAACGAAGCUGCCACAAAUAAUUCCAUUCAAGCCACAGAGCAAGCGGAGAGUGUAAGCCAAGAGGCUAAACUGGCAACAACUUUAAGCCCCGCGGACUUUGAGGCUUUGAAUGCGCGUCUUAGUUUGAGCCAAGCUCAGCUGGAGCUGCAGCAGCGUCAGGCUUUGGGUCUCGCCAUUGUGGUGCAGCAGCUAACCAAGCAGAUGGACACAUUGGCCUGUGAGGAGAACAAGGCGCAGCGCAGUCUGGAGGAGACCAUAGCAAUGUUGAAGCAAACACAGCAGAGCUGCGAAAAGUUGCGCCAGGAGCUGGACGAACAGAAUGCCGAAUGGCAGCAGCGACAGCUGGAGCAGCAGCAUCAGCAGCGCAGCGAACUGCAGCAAGCACAAGACAAAGUGCAGGAGGUGCAAAUGCUGGCCAAGGAGCGGCUGCGUGAGCUGGAGCUGCAGCUGCUGGCCAAGGAUGAGGAGAAGAAACAAGCGCUGCAGUCGUAUCAUCAGGAAAUGUCGCUCAAGCUCACAAACAAGCAGCAGCAGCUGGACGAAGCGCAGCAGCAACUGCAGCAGCUAAAGCAGCGACUACAGCAGCAGGAGCAGCAAGAGCAGCAGCUGCAUGAGAAGCUCAUGCGCAAGGAGAACAGCCACGUGCUGCGCAUUACCGCAGCCAAUCAGCGCGAGCAGGAGCUGCAGGAUAAUAUGAAAUCGCUGACCAAAGAGCUGCAGCAGCUGCGCGCUAGCGCCGACUGCAAGGAGCGCGAUCUGCGCGAUCGCCUAACGCUAACACAGGAUGAGAUAAGCGUGCUGCGCAGCAGCAACAGCCAAACAACAACAACAACACAGCAGCAAUCAGCGCAGCAGCAGCAGCGCAGUCCCAAUCACAGCUUAAGCGACAGCAGCGCUGAACUUUGUCGCCUGACAAGCGAAGCCGACAGUCUGCGCUGUGUGCUGGAGCUAAAGCAGGCAGAGAUUUCCACGCUGUCCAAGCAGAAUGCGGAGCUAACACGCGAGGCGGAGGAGCAGCGCAAUCUAAGCAGCCGCUUGAUGCUGCUGGAGGCGCAAAACGAAUUAAUGCGCACCGAACUGGAGUCCAAGUCGGAAAGAGAAAAGGAUACACAACGUCAAAUGGAGGAAAUGCAAAAGGCCUUCAACCACGAGAGCAUCAAGCGCAAGCGUCUCACCUGCGACAAGGAGGAGCUGCAGUAUCAUCUCAAGCAGCGCUCCGAGCAGCUGCAGCUGGUGCAGGCGCAGCUGCAUGAGCUCAGCAACAACAGCAGCAGCAGCGGCAACUGCACGCACGACAGUUCGCUCAAUCAGACACUCUACAGUCGCAGCAGCUCGGUGCGCUCCUCGUCCCAGCUGGAGCACAGCUCGCCGCCCGCCUCGCCCGUCAUCAAGGGCGUCAUUGAGCGCAACGACUCGGUCAGCUGGGUGCUGGACAUGGACGAUGAGACGCCACAAGUGGCCGCCUCCAAGCUGGUGCGUCGCGCCGGCUCGCUGCGCAGCAACAGCGAACGCAGCCCCACGCAGCGGCGUCAGCUCACGCUCAGCGCCAGCAAUGCGCAUGCCACACGCGGACCCAAUCCGCUGGCCCAAAGCAUGUCCGCCACAGCGCUGUUGCGCAGCCAGCAGCCCGAUGAGCAGCCACGCCCACUGGGACGCGCGCGUUCACUAUCCGUUUGCCACAAGGCGGCUGCCGAGUCCGCCAAGCGUCAGAGCUGCCCAGCAGCGGAACUAGCGCUGCCCGAAUGGCAUGUGAGCGAGCUUAGCGCCAGCUCACCCAAUCGCAGCGCACCAGCCUAUCCCAAGCCCAAAAAGUUUCAGGAAAUCCAAGAGUCCGCUGGCGAGGCGAUGGUCUCGGGCGCCAACUCGGAGGAUGAAAGCUGCUCCGCUUCGUCGGAGGAUAUGCGCAGCUCGAGCGCCUCCAGCACUGCCUCGGCGGCAGGCUGCACGCUGUCCAAGCUCAAGAAGCAGCCGUCGCGCAUGUCCAUUGAGGAGGCGCUGCUGCUGGAGCAGGCCAACAGCUUGAAUGGCACGCCCAUGGAGGUUAGCUGGUCGGAGGAUGCAGCCGAUGCGGACGCCGUCGAGCUGCAUAACUUUGCAUGACAGGAUGUGGCGGGCGCAGUGGGCGUGGCUGUGGGCGUGGGCAUUGAGGAACGCGCCGUCAUCGAGCAAAUUGCCGAGGCAGCCGAAGAGGCUUAUGAAAUGGACGCUGAUGCGCAGCAGGAGGAGCUCAUUGUGGGCGAAGAAGAAGAGGAGGAGGAGCAAUUUGAUGAUGAAGCCGAUUAUGAGGAGGAUGAUGAUAGCUUUUAAAGCAGCCAGGACAAGUCGAGUCGAGUCAGUCAGUCAGCCAGGCCAGGCGCAUGCGCAUUGAUUGUAGAACAAUUUACAUGGGCAAACAUUAACUUUAAAUUUGAAAACUAAAGCAUAGCUUGGCGCAAAUAGGUCUAUAUACGAUACACACACACACACACACACAUACAAAAAAGUCAAAAGCCAGUACUAUUUAUGUUAAUUGUUUAUGUAAAUAAUUGCAUUUAGCAUUCAUUUUGUAGAUCUUCAAGGCAUACAACAGCACACACACAAACAAAAUGUUCGUUUCUCUUUGUGUUUCUAUAUUCCAAAUGCUAUCAUAAUAAAUAUUUUAUUGUAAACAAACAAACAACAACAACAAAAGCAAGCGAAGCCGUCACAGUCUUAAGUGCAGAUACUUUGGGUUUUGGAUAAGCAUAAGCGUUCGACUCGCUCA
Drosophila busckii is the source of this 6470-nucleotide messenger RNA. It is a transcript of the gene toc, whose product is annotated as microtubule-associated tumor suppressor candidate 2 homolog. The coding region runs from base 359 to 5827 and encodes 1822 amino acids. The transcript has 12 exons. The record is from RefSeq and is a predicted model, not a curated record. Lineage: Eukaryota; Metazoa; Arthropoda; Insecta; Diptera; Drosophilidae. Gene Ontology annotation, molecular function: microtubule binding. Gene Ontology annotation, cellular component: nucleus; cytoplasm.